UGAGCUUCGAAAAAAAAAAUAAGGGAAACCUAAGCCUUGUGACAAACUCCUAUCGGUGGUGGGAGUUUCACACACAUCACACGCACGCACACACACGCACACACCCACGGAGAUUUCAAAUCGUCGAAAAGAAAGGGGCAAACAUGGCUGACAAAGAGCCGACCGCCGCGGAAGAGGCCGCGGCCCGCGCCAGAGAGAAAGCCGAGCAGGAUGCUCUCCCGUACAAAUGGACCCAGACCAUCGGCGACCUCGACGUCUCCAUCUCGGUGCCGGGCAACCUCAAGGGGCGUGACAUCGUCGUCGAGCUGAAGAAGGACUUUAUCUCGGCCGGGAUCAAGGGGCAAGAACCCAUCCUCAAGGGCAACUUCCCCCACCCGAUCCGCACCGACGACAGCACGUGGACGCUGUCGACCGCGCCCGACAACACCAAGGUGAUCGAGAUCCACCUGGACAAGGUGAACAAGAUGGAGUGGUGGGCGCACGUGGUGACGACGGCGCCCAAGAUCGACGUGACCAAGAUCGUGCCCGAGACCAGCAAGCUGUCGGACCUGGACGGCGAGACGCGCGGCAUGGUGGAGAAGAUGAUGUACGACCAGCGGCAGAAGGAGCUUGGCCUGCCGACGAGCGACGAGCAAAAGAAGCUCGACAUACUCAAGAAGUUUCAGGAGCAGCACCCGGAGAUGGACUUUAGCAAGGCCAAGAUCAACUAAUAAUAAUUACAUGCACACUCACCCACCCCCCAGUUCCCCCCGUGUGUGUACAGCACAAACAUGUGUAUGUUGCUUAGUGUGUUCAUAUGACGUCUUGAACUCCCCCAUCCUCCCUCAUCGAA
Messenger RNA from Thermothelomyces thermophilus ATCC 42464, 832 nucleotides. RefSeq lists its product as uncharacterized. The record is from RefSeq and is a predicted model, not a curated record. Gene Ontology annotation, cellular component: cytoplasm. Lineage: Eukaryota; Fungi; Ascomycota; Sordariomycetes; Sordariales; Chaetomiaceae. The transcript has 3 exons. Bases 144 to 710 code for a protein of 188 amino acids. Gene Ontology annotation, biological process: protein folding.